UUUUCAACUAAAACGAUUGCAUUCAAUUUCUAUUUAUUUAUCCAAUUUCUAUUUGAACUAAAUGAAAGUAAAAUGACACGCGUAAGUUUAAGUUUUUAUUUUCUUUUCGCGUUAAUAAUAACCGUGUAUAGUGCGGACGAAAAUACUCUAUGUACCAAAGAUUAUUGCAGCAAACAGGAUUGCAAAAAUGCAAAUAACAACGUUCCUGAAGAAUGUAGAAUCCAAAAUGCGACACACAGCGGAAUUUUCCUCCCAUAUCCGGGACCGUGUAAUUGUUGUGAUUAUUGUUUGAAAAAUUUGGCUGAAGGAGAUGAUUGCACGGUAGGCGAUGUUGGACUAUCUCCGAGUGGUUCAGUUUGUGGCAACGCAUUGACUUGUGAAGAAUUAGUAGAAAAAGAACCGGAAGGAACUUGUCAAUUAAUAUCAAAUACUGAAUGUACCAAAGCACAAUUCGCUUUCGAUGAAAAAGUUAAUAACGAUACAAUUGGCCAUAUGGAACUGCGUGAAAUAUGCGAUAGGAGAGGUUUAUAUGGACACUACAAAUGUAUUCCUGGUGAAAAUUGUUAUUGUCGUAGUAAUGAAAAUAAAAGAAUUUUCGGCGAUAUUCCGUAUUCUUCAAUAGCUAACCACGUUUUAAACUGCGCCUGCUCAACAACUUAUGAAGAGGUUUCAACAUUUCUUGGAAGAGAUUUAAAAAUUGGUGAAUUUUUACGUUGCCAAUCAAACGGAGAUUAUGAUACUGUGCAAUGUAUAGAUGAUGAAUGUUUUUGUGUUGAUGCCGUUGAUGGUGCGCUUACUUAUCCCUCUCAAGACACAGUAAAUAUCACUAUGAUUUCUAAUGAGACAUUACCAUGUUUUGAUUAUGAAAUUCAUAAAGAAAAUUAUUAUAACCCUUGCGAAAAAGAAUAUUUAGACACUUUAGAAGCUGCUAGUAUUUUUGAAGAAGAGGUCGAUUACGUUGUUUUUGGAAUAUCACUUCCAACUUGUCAAUUAGAUGGAUAUUACGCUCCAGUUCAAAAAACCAAAGACUCUUAUUAUUGUUCAGACCCUGAAGGUAAUCAAUUAGAAGGUUUUAAAGUAUCGCUAAAUGAAAAUGAUUAUACAGAUAUGGUUAAAAUAAUGAAUUGUGCUUGUGCUCGCGCAAGAAGCAUAACCACGGAACAAAAACCGGAAUGUUUAAAAAAUGGUAAUUAUUGCCCGAUGCAAUGUAGGAGAGGAUUUUGUAGAUGCGUCGAUGAAAACGGUAAUCAAAUUAAAAAAGAAAUUUCUCUAACAAGCUCAGAGUAUAAUGAUUAUGAGUUGGAAUGCGCAAAUAUGUCAGGAUUCUCGGAGGUUCCCGAGGAGUGCAUGAAAUAAAAUUCGUUUGUACUAUAUUUGUAUUAAAAUUAGCAUUAAAGUAUAAUAAUAAAAAAAAAAUUUUA
This is a messenger RNA of Onthophagus taurus, 1421 nucleotides long. The record is from RefSeq and is a predicted model, not a curated record. NCBI's taxonomy places the organism in Eukaryota, Metazoa, Arthropoda, Insecta, Coleoptera, Scarabaeidae.